AUGGCCGCCUCCAAGCUGCUCGCCUUCGUCCGCAGUCUCGGGCGCCGCAGGGAGCGCUACGACCCCGAUGCCGUCUACUUUGCCACCCCGGUGGAAGACAUGAUUGGCGCCUGUGAUGGCUCAUCCGAGGUGGGGCCUCGAGUCCCAGCGCCCUCUCGCCGCAGCCCCCGCCUCGUCUUUGCCGGUCCUCCCCGCCGAAUGGAUCGUGUGCCCAGUGGCGACUUUGUCGAGCAGCUCAUCGACACUGAGUCGGACCUCUUCAACUGGGACACGAGCUCCGCCGAGACCUCCAGCAGCGAGGAGGAGGCGCCUGUCGUGGCCCGUGGCGCCGCCCAUGCGCCGGACUACCUCGACUUCUUGGCCGCCCACGGCCUCACUGCCGAGGUGCUUGGGAUCCCCAUGCCACCCGCGGAAGAUGUCCGCCCCGGAACCCCCGAGACACUCGCCUCCAUCUUGGGUGUCCACAACCAGGACGACGAGACGCACGGCGUGUCCGUUGAUCGCAGCGAGAACGCGCAGUCGGAACCGCGUUCUUCCACCACCAGCUCCGCGGACCAGUCUGUCCUCGAGCAGGCACCACUUGAACCUGAGGACCGUGUCUCCGCCGCUCCCGCUCACCAGAGCGCCACUGCCGACUCGGAGGGAGACCCAAGCGACCUCCUCAGCUUCUCAAGCCCAGGAGAGAUCAUCCGCGUCCUCGACCCUCGCGCCGGGCCGGUCGACUUCUUUGCCGAGCUCAAGGACUCCAGCUCCAUGGCGCCUGUCGACCCGCCCCUCUCCCCGGUCGAGACGCUCACUGUCGCCGAGGUCGUCGAGGCUUCUGAGCCCCUUCCUCCCUCGACUGACUCAGGUGUCAAGAACUCUGGUCGCCGCGUCGUCUUCGAGGACCAGCUCGGCCGUGUGCGUCAGUUCAUGCGCAAGACUGCUCGCCGGUUCUCCCAGCAAGAGGGUGGCGAGCCUGCUCCGAGGGAGUACACCACGACAGCCAUCCCCAUCCCGCGCCGUCUCACCGCCCGAGAGAGGCGAUCCAGAGGCCACGAUGUGGUCUGGGAUGCACCCAAGGACCCCCUCGUCACUGUAACCUCAAUCCUCCGCCACUCCCCACCGCCACCGCCCCUUGCCCUGGCCACCCUCCCUCCUUCUGCGCGUGUGUCCAGCCCACUGGCCACCAUCCUCCUCGCCGAUGAGGAGCGCACCCGUUCCUGA
Messenger RNA from Vanrija pseudolonga, 1206 nucleotides. RefSeq lists its product as uncharacterized. The record is from RefSeq and is a predicted model, not a curated record. The transcript has a single exon. NCBI's taxonomy places the organism in Eukaryota, Fungi, Basidiomycota, Tremellomycetes, Trichosporonales, Trichosporonaceae. Bases 1 to 1206 code for a protein of 401 amino acids.